Molecule: messenger RNA, 4228 nt
Organism: Hyaena hyaena (striped hyena)
Lineage: Eukaryota; Metazoa; Chordata; Mammalia; Carnivora; Hyaenidae
Gene: PDE2A
Product: phosphodiesterase 2A
Exons: 31
Coding region: 189-3014 (941 amino acids)
Biological process (GO): positive regulation of gene expression; cGMP catabolic process; regulation of mitochondrion organization
Cellular component (GO): nucleus; synaptic membrane; mitochondrial inner membrane
Molecular function (GO): 3',5'-cGMP-stimulated cyclic-nucleotide phosphodiesterase activity; 3',5'-cyclic-AMP phosphodiesterase activity; protein homodimerization activity
Source: RefSeq, a predicted model, not a curated record
GAGAGGUGGGAGCAACUGGGGCAGCGGCAGCACUGGCUUGGGGUAUUGAGUCCAGGCUGAGUUGGGGACAGGCUACUGCUCUUGGUCCCUGUGCCCACUGGGCCAGGCACCCUGCCUGGAGCCCCGGGCAGGGUGGACAGGGCGAGGUGCCACCUUAGUCUGGCUGGGGAGGCAGACGAUGAGGAGCGAUGGGGCAGGCAUGCGGCCACUCCAUCCUCUGCAGGAGCCAGCAGUACCCGGCAGCGAGACCGGCUGAGCCGCGGGGCCAGCAGGUCUUCCUCAAGCCGGACGAGCCGCCGCCGCCGCAGCCAUGCGCCGACAGCCUGCAGGAUGCUUUGCUGAGCCUGGGCUCUGUCAUCCACAUCGCGGGCUUCCGGCGGGCUCUCAAGGAGGCCCUCUCAGCCGUGCUCCCCAAAGUGGAGACUGUCUACACCUACCUGCUAGAUGGGGAGUCCCGGCUGGUGUGUGAAGACCCCCCCCACGAGCUGCCCCAGGAGGGGAAAGUCCGAGAGGCUGUGACCUCCCGGAAGCGGCUGGGCUGCAAUGGACUGGGCCCCUCAGACCUGCCGGGGAAGCCGUUGGCCAGGCUGGUGGCUCCACUGGCUCCUGAUACCCAAGUGCUGGUCAUGCCGCUGGUGGACAAGGAGGCUGGGGCUGUGGCAGCUGUCAUCUUGGUGCACUGUGGCCAGCUGAGUGACAGUGAAGAGUGGAGCCUGCAAGCCGUGGAGAAGCAUGCUCUGGUGGCCCUGCGAAGGGUGCAGGCUCUGCAGCCCCGUGGGCCUGGCGCGGCCUUGGAAGCAGUCCAGAACACCCCGGCGGGGGCGGCGGGAGACCAGAAGGGCGGUGUUGCGCACACCGACCAGGACCGAAAGAUCCUGCAGCUGUGCGGGGAACUCUACGACCUGGACGCCUCUUCCCUGCAGCUCAAAGUCCUCCAAUACCUGCAGCAGGAGACCCAUGCGUCCCGCUGCUGCCUCCUGCUGGUGUCUGAGGACAAUCUCCAGCUUUCCUGUAAGGUCAUUGGAGAUAAAGUGCUGGAGGAAGAAACCAGCUUUCCGUUGACGACAGGACGCCUGGGCCAGGUGGUGGAAGAUAAGAAGUCUAUCCAGCUGAAAGAUCUCACCUCUGAGGAUGUGCAACAGCUGCAAGGCAUGCUGGGCUGUGAGCUGCAGGCGAUGCUCUGUGUUCCUGUCAUCAGCCGGGCCACUGACCAGGUGGUGGCCUUGGCCUGCGCCUUCAACAAGCUUGGAGGAGACUUGUUCACGGACCAGGAUGAGCAUGUGAUCCAGCACUGCUUCCACUACACUAGCACGGUGCUCACCAGCACUCUGGCCUUCCAGAAAGAGCAAAAGCUCAAGUGUGAGUGCCAGGCCCUUCUCCAAGUGGCGAAGAACCUCUUCACUCACCUGGACGAUGUCUCUGUCCUGCUCCAAGAGAUCAUCACAGAGGCCAGAAACCUCAGCAAUGCUGAGAUCUGUUCCGUGUUCCUGCUGGAUCAGAAUGAGCUGGUGGCCAAGGUGUUCGACGGGGGCGUGGUGGAUGAUGAGAGCUACGAGAUCCGCAUCCCCGCUGACCAGGGCAUUGCGGGCCACGUGGCAACCACCGGCCAGAUCCUGAACAUCCCGGACGCGUACGCGCAUCCGCUUUUCUACCGCGGCGUGGAUGACAGCACCGGCUUCCGCACGCGCAACAUCCUCUGCUUCCCCAUCAAGAACGAGAACCAGGAGGUCAUCGGUGUGGCCGAGCUGGUGAACAAGAUUAAUGGACCAUGGUUCAGCAAGUUCGACGAGGACUUGGCGACAGCCUUCUCCAUCUACUGUGGCAUCAGCAUAGCCCAUUCCCUCCUAUACAAGAAAGUGAAUGAGGCCCAGUAUCGCAGCCACCUAGCCAACGAGAUGAUGAUGUACCACAUGAAGGUCUCUGAUGAUGAAUACACUAAACUUCUCCAUGACGGGAUCCAGCCCGUGGCUGCCAUUGACUCCAACUUUGCCAGUUUCACCUACACCCCUCGCUCUCUGCCUGAGGAUGACACUUCCAUGGCCAUCCUGAGCAUGCUGCAGGACAUGAAUUUCAUCAAUAACUACAAAAUUGACUGCCCAACUCUGGCCCGGUUCUGUUUGAUGGUGAAAAAGGGCUACCGGGAUCCCCCCUACCACAACUGGAUGCACGCCUUUUCUGUCUCCCACUUCUGCUACCUGCUCUACAAGAAUCUGGAGCUUACCAACUACCUCGAGGACAUCGAGAUCUUUGCCUUGUUUAUUUCCUGCAUGUGUCAUGACCUGGACCACAGAGGCACAAACAAUUCCUUCCAGGUGGCCUCGAAAUCUGUAUUGGCUGCACUCUACAGCUCCGAGGGCUCUGUCAUGGAGAGGCACCACUUCGCUCAGGCCAUUGCCAUCCUCAACACCCAUGGCUGCAACAUCUUCGACCACUUCUCCCGGAAGGACUAUCAGCGUAUGCUGGACCUGAUGCGGGACAUCAUCUUGGCCACUGACCUGGCCCACCACCUCCGCAUCUUCAAGGACCUCCAGAAGAUGGCCGAAGUGGGUUAUGACCGAACGAACAAGCAACACCAUAGCCUCCUCCUCUGCCUCCUUAUGACCUCCUGUGACCUCUCUGACCAGACCAAGGGCUGGAAGACUACAAGGAAGAUCGCAGAGCUGAUCUACAAAGAGUUCUUCUCCCAGGGAGACUUGGAGAAGGCCAUGGGCAACAGACCGAUGGAGAUGAUGGACCGGGAGAAGGCCUACAUCCCUGAGCUGCAGAUCAGCUUUAUGGAGCAUAUCGCAAUGCCCAUCUACAAGCUGCUGCAGGACCUGUUCCCCAAGGCGGCAGAGUUGUAUGAACGUGUGGCCUCUAACCGUGAGCACUGGACCAAGGUGUCCCACAAAUUCACCAUCCGCGGCCUCCCGAGCAACAACUCACUGGACUUCCUGGAUGAGGAGUAUGAGGUGCCUGAUCUGGAUGGCACUGGGGCCCCUGUCAAUGGCUGUUGCAGCCUUGAUGCUGAGUGAGCCCCCCUCCCCAGGACCCUGCCCUGCCCAGGCCUCCUCUGACAGCCCCCCACUGGCCUGGCCAAGUGCCCUGGGACCAAAGCCAUGGGUCCUAGGUUCUAGACCAGGACAGACCGUGUGACCCUGGGCAAGUACCAGCCUUUCCAGGCCUCAGCUUUCUUGUCUGUAAAAUGGAAGCAAGACUUCCAGCCUCACUGAGAUUUUGUCAUUUGUCCUCCGGGAGCACAGAGGUGACUGAUGAGCAGUGAGCCCUGCUCUGCGCCUCUGAGCACGUCUUGGCAGAUCUUCCCCAGCCUCCCUUCUCUGAGGCAGCCUAGAUGGCUGCCCCAUCAGAUCUAUGCCCUCUUCCCUCUCCAGGGUCCUCAUGCAGGGAGAAGGUGGGACAUGUGAAUGGGCAGAGAAUGGGUCUUAGAAACAGUUAUUAGCUCUGCUGGACAACUAGAAGUAGCUACAGGGCCACCAAAGGUGCCCCUUGGGGUUGCCACUCUAUUUAUGGUGGGCAUGGAGACCUGGGAGCUGCAGGGGCCCCACAAGAAAGCUGCCAGAGGGGCACCUCAGUGCUCUGCACAGAGGGGGCUCAGGGAGAAAGCAGGAUAGGAAUGGUGGGCAGGAAGGAUCCCAGGGCUGGAAGACAGGCUCCAGUUGAGUCAACAAUUCUUCCUCCUGGCCGUGUGACCCUGGGUAAGUGACUUCCCCUAUCUAGGUAAGACAGGAGAGUGGGACCAUCUGUUUUCUAGCACCCCUUUUAGAUCAGAGUCCCCAUGGCUCUGUGGAGUCCCAGGAGAAGCUGUGGAAUGUCCCUGCCACCCUAGGGCAAAGAGCCAGCCCUGAGUACUUCAGUGGCCCCCUGAGUGUCCCCCCCCCCAACUUAGCCCAAGCCCCUUCUCUAUUCCUGCAGCCAGAGAGGGCUGCCUCAGCCCUGACAGGGCUGACUGGUAGGGCUCCUAUCUUCUUCAAGGCCAUAUCUACCCAUGCCCUGGGGCUUGGGAAACCCCCAUAGGGCCGAGCCUCUUGGGUCAGCCCGGCUGCUGGCAUCUCCCUUCUCUGUUUUGUUCUGUAUGUGUUGUGGGGUGGGGGGAGGGGGGCCACCUGCCUUACCUAUUCUGAGUUGCCUUUAGAGAGAUGCGUUUUUCUAGGAUUCUGUGCAACUGUUGUAUAUGGUCCUGUGGGCUGACCGCUUUGUACAUGAGAAUAAAUCUAUUUCUUUCUACCAA